Messenger RNA from Selaginella moellendorffii, 692 nucleotides. RefSeq names its product protein CrtK. Gene Ontology annotation, cellular component: membrane. The record is from RefSeq and is a predicted model, not a curated record. The coding region runs from base 54 to 566 and encodes 170 amino acids. The transcript has 7 exons. NCBI's taxonomy places the organism in Eukaryota, Viridiplantae, Streptophyta, Lycopodiopsida, Selaginellales, Selaginellaceae.
GCGAGGGAGGAGAUUUGGUGUUUAGGCUAGCGGAUAAAGCUGCUGAAAAAAAAAUGGAUUGGGGAGCGAUUCUGGGGCUGAUCGUGGCGAUAGCCAUCCCAGUGGCCGGAGGAUUUGCGGGAGCGAAAUUUGGAGCUGGUGGUGACAGCCCUUGGUACAGGCAGCUCAACAAGCCUCCAUGGACGCCUCCGAGCUGGGUCUUUCCUGUAAUGUGGACAACUCUCUACAUUCUCAUGGGGAUCGCGUCCUGGCUUGUCUGGAAAGAUGGAGGUUUUAAGAGGCACGCGCUUCCUCUAGCCAUUUACAUCGUUCAGCUCAUACUAAACUUUGCAUGGACGCCAAUCUUUUUCGGCUACCAUCGAUUUGAUUUUGCAUUUGCUGAAAUAGUUCUGCUGUGGCUCGCCAUCCUUGCAACUAUUAUCCUCUUCUGGCCAGUGAGUCAUGCAGCUGCAUAUUUACUUAUACCAUACAUUCUCUGGGUGACACUGGCUGCAUCCAUCAAUCUCUACGUUUUGAUCUACAAUCCAUCAGAUGGGUUAACUCAGCCUCUUCAACAAUCUUACUAGAUCACAGCAUGAACACCAAGAAACUCACUAGAUCAAAACAUAAACAUCAAGAUGGACUCCUCUUUGUUAUUUCGUUUUCUGUUUUUUCUUGAGAAUAAUACUCGUCUGUGAAUCUUAAAUCUUAAA